Molecule: messenger RNA, 1155 nt
Organism: Fonsecaea multimorphosa CBS 102226
Lineage: Eukaryota; Fungi; Ascomycota; Eurotiomycetes; Chaetothyriales; Herpotrichiellaceae
Exons: 2
Coding region: 1-1155 (384 amino acids)
Biological process (GO): maturation of LSU-rRNA from tricistronic rRNA transcript (SSU-rRNA, 5.8S rRNA, LSU-rRNA); ribosomal large subunit assembly
Cellular component (GO): nucleolus
Molecular function (GO): rRNA binding
Source: RefSeq, a predicted model, not a curated record
AUGUUGCGUGAGAUAAAACCUCGAAAUGCUCGGACCGCCCGCAUUGUCAAAGCACGCGAGCCUCAACAGCAGGAAGCGAGGAAACGGGUCUUGCUCCUACAUGGAACAAAAUGCCCACAGCCUGUCAACAGUGUGCUCAAAACCGUACACACUCUCACCAAACCGGACUCGGUGAUGCUCACCAAGAAGAACGAGAACAUCCACCCCUUCGAGAACGCCGAGUCCUUGGAGUUUCUGGCAGGGAAGAACGAAUGUGGGGUGGUGGUCUUUGGCACCCAUUCCAAGAAAAGACCGAACAAUAUCACAGUCUUGCGGAUAUACGAUGGCAAGCUUCUUGACAUGGUCGAGCUGCUCCUUCUUGUGCCCAAGGACGAGCCACAGUCGGAGGUUAAAUUGCAGAUCGGAGUCGAAAUGAAGCCUUUAAUAUUAUUCGCCGGGUCGCAGUGGGAUGACACUUCUUCGUCGGCGCAAGCUACGCUCUAUCAGUCCCUCAGAUCUAUAAUGUUGGAUCUUUUCCAAGGUGAAGAGGUGUCCUCGAUUGACGUGGCAGGUCUACAGUAUCUCCUAAUGAUCGCCGCGGGCGAGAGCCCUAAUUCUUCGGGAGAUCCGAACGAUCCCACGAGCAAGCCUGUUCUUCAUCUCAGGUGGUAUCGAAUUCGAACUAUGAGAUCCAACAGCCCCAAGAUUCCUCGCGUCGAGCUCGAGCCUAUCGGACCCAGCUUCGACUUUCGAGUUGGUCGAUUCCACGAAGCGGAUGCGGCCGUGAUGAAGGAUGCUUUAAAACAUGGCCGUCGGCCAAACGAAGCACGGACGAAAAAGAACAUCGAAACGGAUCUGGUGGGUGACAAGAUUGGCCGCGUGCACCUUGGAAAGCAGGAUCUUUCGAACCUACAGACACGGAAAAUGAAAGGGCUUAAAAGAAACCGUGACGACCUUGAGGAUGAAGAAGAGAUGGCAGACGUGGAUGGCGAGGAAGACAUCAUUAGUCAAGACGAAGACAUGGAAAACGGCGGUAUGGACAUUGACGACUUGUCGGAAGGAAGCAGUGGUCUAGGAAGCGGAGAUGAAAUUAGUAUCGGCGAAGAUGACGAUGAGGAGAUGAACGGCAUAAGAGACGACGACAAUGACAAGCCGAAACGCCAGCGAACCUCUUGA